Molecule: messenger RNA, 711 nt
Organism: Pleurotus ostreatus (oyster mushroom)
Lineage: Eukaryota; Fungi; Basidiomycota; Agaricomycetes; Agaricales; Pleurotaceae
Gene: TRS33
Product: Trafficking protein particle complex subunit 33
Exons: 4
Coding region: 1-711 (236 amino acids)
Biological process (GO): regulation of GTPase activity; endoplasmic reticulum to Golgi vesicle-mediated transport
Cellular component (GO): trans-Golgi network; TRAPP complex; cis-Golgi network
Source: RefSeq, a predicted model, not a curated record
AUGACAAGUCGUUCGUCCUUCAAUGUCGUUUCUGCGCCGCUUUCAGAGCUGGCAGACCCCCCAACGCGACUCAUGGAUGCCGUUGCCAUGGACUAUUUCAUGAUCGAACUCAUUCCAACAUUACGGCGGUCUGCAGCAAUCGCGACUGAACGGCGCAAGAAACUCGAGAAGGAAAUGGUGGAUGCGGGGCUCAUACCGCCACCCGCCCCGCCUCCAAAGGUCGACAAACCUAGAGAGAGCCAAGGACCGCAUGAUUCAGUCACCAGCUUGACGUCCAAGAUCUCAAAACCACCCAUAGAUGAUGAGGAAGAGGCCGUGCGGGUACGAUUGGAGACAAUCGGUAUGCACGUCGGGGCCAACUUCUCGGAGAGGCUAUGUCUGAACAAACCACUCUUCACCGAAACCCUCGACGCAAUCAAGUUUAUAUGCAAGGAUAUUUGGGUUGCUUGCUGGGACAAACAGGUUGAUAACCUGAGGACGAAUCACCGGGGGGUAUAUGUAUUGCAAGAUAAUCUAUUCAAACCCAUAGCGCGUCUGUCUUCGUGGCAGGGACGAGCGGAUGCGCUGCGGAAAUCGAAGAUAUACGUCGCGCUUCCCGCCGGGAUCAUAAAGGGCGCUCUGUCCCGUCUCGGCAUUCAGGCUACGAUAACGCCUGAAAUCAACUCCUUGCCACAAUGCACGUUCCAGGUGAAACUGCCGAAGGGGAGCUGA